Ectocarpus siliculosus is the source of this 1499-nucleotide messenger RNA. The record is from the annotation of a GenBank genome assembly. NCBI's taxonomy places the organism in Eukaryota, Phaeophyceae, Ectocarpales, Ectocarpaceae.
AUGAACGCCAAGGAGAGGCGAGCGGCCAGACGAAAAGCCGAGCAGCAGCAGCAGCAACAGGUGGCAGAAGACCAAAAGACCGCCACGGCAGUUGCAGCUGCCGCGCCCACAUCCGGUGACCCACAUCCGAAAAAGACGUCCAACGACGGGGGCAGCAGCGCUCCACCGCCGUCACCCGCAGCGGGAGCGGCGGGAGGAACGAGCGCUAAAGAGCGCCGGGCGGCCAGGCGAGCGGCCGAGAGAGCUGCCGCGACCGAGGGUGCCGCGGCCGAGGCAGCUGCCGCGGCUCCGACCAACGCGAAAGAGCGGCGCGCCGCGAGACGCGCGGCAGCGGCGACGGAGGCGGCAGCUGAGGUGGCAGCGACGGCGGCGGCGGCGGCGGCAGGGCCAACUACGGCGAAGGAACGGCGACUGCUUCGUCGCGAGGAAGAACGCAAGAAGCGAGAGAGAGAGGGUGAAAGCAACGCCCCGCCGCCAUCGAAGCGAAGCAAAGACGCCGAAGCGGCCGGCGGCGGCGGAGGGCGCAGCAGGAACCCUUUCAUCGUGUUCGUCGGACAGCUGGCGUUCUCGACGACAGCGGAGAGGGUAGAAGAGCACUUCAGGACAAGGGGCGGCAUCGAGGGGAACAUCUCGGUGCGGCUGCUUACCCGCAAGGGCACAAACCCUCCCAAAUCGAGGGGCAUGGCCUUCCUGCAAGUAGAUGACGCCGAGAGUGCGUACCAGUGCCUUAGCCUUCAUCACAGCCGGCUCGACGGCAGGCUGCUCAACGUGGAGCGGACCAGCGGGGGGGGGAAGGAGCGGAAGGGCGAGCGCAUCCAGGAGAAGAGGGGGGAACAGAAGGAGUUCAUGAAGAGCGUCGUGCAGCGCGUGCUCGGGGAGUUCAUAACCGCGGGGAGGCUCGGGAAGACUGAGCUGGACGAAGCCGCUCAGGGAGUUCUGGAGAAAAUGGAGGCGAAGGUGAUGGAGCGAGCCGUGAAGGACUACUGCGACAAGCCGGACCGCCUCGAACUCCAGAACCCUUCGGCCUGGUUCACCCACCACGCCCACGAGCUGUGCUUCCGCUCCGACCCGGAGACCCUCGAGGCCGGCGCCCGGGACUGGCUUAACGACGAGAAGAUCAAGGCGGGAGGCCGCAACAGGGACAAGGAGAAGGCGGCCAGGAAAGCCAGAGGAGAGCGCGUCAACGGUGGCGGCGGUGGCGGUGGUGGUGGGAGGGGGAGCGGCAGCGGGUGGGUCAGCCGAGGGGGGGGGAGCCGUGUCAUGGGGCGAGGGAGGGGGGAUCGGGGGCGAGAGGGCGGUCGUGGCGGUGGCGGCGCUGAUGGCGGCUUUGAUCGUGAGGAGGAAGGUGCGGGUGGUGCUAGAGUGAAAAAAGAAGGGGCUAGGAUAAGGGCGCCCGUGGACCCGGCAUCGGACAGGGGAGGCGGAGAUGGCGGCGGAGGAGGAGGGGAGGGUGGAAAACGGCCCCCGCGGCGAGAUAAUCAGCGGGACACCCUCGGAUC